UAUAUAUAAAAUUUAUAUAUAAAGCUAGAUCAGUUUGCGUUCGCUCACUGAUAAAACCACAACGUAUUAAGGCUCUGGAAAAGGCAUGGCUUCCUCUGCUACAAUUGAAACACCUGCUGCUCCGGCUUCCUGGUGUGGACGCGGUGCCAAACCCCGCACAUUUGAGAAGCACUCGCCAGUGGUCUGCUAUGAUAAGCCAGAGGCAUCAAUUGUUUCCAAAGAAGAAUACGAUGACAAGCGCUACCAGGCUCUGACUGGGGAUCUGGUGGAGACCUUGGUGGUGCCCAAGCGGGAGGCCCGCACCUGGACGAUGCAGGCGGGCGACCUCUGCCGAGUGACCGUCCACGAGGGCGCCCAGGUGGGCGACAUGAACUUCUGGAACCUUGAGAACACAGCCGAGCGCUUCUACUCGGGAAAGACACGGCAGUUGCACUCGUCGCAUUUGCGCGUCUACGAUCGUCUGUGGAGCUGCCUGCCCCACCUGCGUCCCAUGGCCACCUUCGUGUUCGACUCCCUGGCCAACUAUGGGAUCGAUGAGGACGGAGGAGCUCUGCACGAUGUGAUCGGAACUCGGUGCGACGACUACACCUACAAGCUGAUCACGGGCAAGGAUCGGGUGGGCAGCUGCCACAGUUCCCUGGUCAAGGCGGUGAUGGAGGAGCGCGGACUGACGGAGCAGGACGUGCACGACGUGUGGAACAUAUUCAUGUGCACCGGAUUCACCCGGGACACGCAUCAGUACUUCUGCAAGCCGAGUCCUGCCCGCAAGGGUGAUUUCAUUGAGUUCGUGGCCGACAUGGAUCUGCUGGUGGCUCUGUGCGCCUGUCCGCAGGGCGAUGUUUCCAUUCAGGUGGGCGCCGAGGUGCCGGACGACAAGUGCCACCCCCUCAAGGUCGAGGUGUUCCGUCGAAAGUAGCCAGACUCAUUUGUAUUCCGUGUGGAAAACCUGAUUCUUAACAGUGUGCCAUUUAUUUUAACAGUGCAUUAGAGAUGAGCAACAGCUGCGGAGAUCAGCUGUCAGUUACGUGACGAAUUUUCAUCACCGGUUUUACUCUUUUGUACAAAUAUAUUAUUAUCAACUUA
This is a messenger RNA of Drosophila elegans, 1083 nucleotides long. RefSeq lists its product as uncharacterized. The transcript is spliced from 3 exons. NCBI's taxonomy places the organism in Eukaryota, Metazoa, Arthropoda, Insecta, Diptera, Drosophilidae. The record is from RefSeq and is a predicted model, not a curated record. The coding region runs from base 86 to 916 and encodes 276 amino acids.